Messenger RNA from Phalaenopsis equestris, 1134 nucleotides. RefSeq lists its product as uncharacterized. The transcript is spliced from 2 exons. The record is from RefSeq and is a predicted model, not a curated record. The coding region runs from base 1 to 1134 and encodes 377 amino acids. NCBI's taxonomy places the organism in Eukaryota, Viridiplantae, Streptophyta, Magnoliopsida, Asparagales, Orchidaceae.
AUGAAUGGACAAAAGGGUGAAGCUACCUUCAUUUAUGCUGGCUGCACAAAGGAUGCUAGAAAGGAUCUGUGGAAUAGGUUGAUUAACAUCAGCCAACAGGUGGAAUCCCCAUGGCUGUUGAGGGGAGACUUCAAUUGUAUCACUUCUACUAUUGAAAAAUCUGGAGGAAGAGCCCCAAAUCCUGCCAAGAUGAACACCUUCAGUGAUAAUAUUUACAGGGAUGGUCUCUUUGAUCUGGGAUUUAAGGGGCCUACUUUCACUUGGAAAAGGGGAGCUAUUUGGGAGAGGCUUGAUAGAUUGUUGGUAAAUGAUGCAUGGUUUAGCCAUUUUCUCCUCACCUUGUUCACUCAUCUUAGUCUUGCUGGCUCUGAUCAUAGACCCAUACUUAUAAGCAUUACUUCAACUGAUAAUUAUAACUCCUGCCCCCCUUUUAGAUAUCUUAACAUGUGGGCUGCACACCCUUCCUACAAUAAGUACAUUGCUGACCUAUGGAAAGGGGUUUCCCACCGUGACCCCUUUGUCAAGCUAAGUUUACUGCAAAUCAAGAUUGUUAGAGCCCUCAGAAGUUGGAGCUGGGAAACUUUUGGAAAUGUGCAUGCCAAAUUCCAGGAGGCUGAAGAUGAAGUCAAAAAUUUGGAACAAGGAGAAUAUAUUGGCAAUGACCACAACUUCAGACCCCAUAUUGAGAAGGCACACUUCCUUGCUGAACAGAAUUAUACUGUUGGCCUCAAGCUUACUGGUAUCCCCAAUGAAAAGGAAAUUUGGAAUGCAAUCAGCUCCAUAGACAGCAAUAAAUCUGCUGGCCCUGAUGGCUUCACUGCUGAAUUUUACAAGAAGUCCUGGGAGAUUAUUAAGGCUGAUGUUAUUGCUGUAGUAACAAGCUUAUUCCAAGGCAAUAAUAUUCCAAAGUACUUUUGUUCCUCCACCACUGUGCUGAUUCCUAAAUCUGAUAUACAGCAGAAUUGGAACCAAUUCAUACCUAUCUGUUUGACCACUGUCAUUAGUAAAACCAUCAGCAAAAUCAUUGUGAAUAGGCUACAACCUCACCUGGAUUCCAUAAUUAAACCCAACCAAACAAUGGUAGUUCCAUCAUUGAUAACACUCUUCUGGCCCAAGAACUAUUACAGGAUUUGA